Alternaria alternata is the source of this 1127-nucleotide messenger RNA. RefSeq lists its product as hypothetical. The record is from RefSeq and is a predicted model, not a curated record. The coding region runs from base 43 to 1101 and encodes 352 amino acids. The transcript is spliced from 2 exons. Lineage: Eukaryota; Fungi; Ascomycota; Dothideomycetes; Pleosporales; Pleosporaceae.
GUCGCGCCGCGUAUUAGGGGUAACUUCACGUUUCUGCCGGAGAUGAAGGAUUAUCUGAAUGUAUGGAAAGUAUUUGCUGUACCCCAAGGCGCAGCAAACGAUGCACCGGCCGUCGUGUACGACCUCUACGGUAAACCUACAUUUUCUCAGACCUACUACAACGCAACUCGAUUACAGAGUUCCACUGGGACUUUCGAUCCCAAUAACAUUCUAGACAUCAAUUGGAAAGCAGACAUAUCCCAUACUCCAUUCCUCAAGAAUAUAGACACCUACCCUUCGACAUACAGUAGCGAACUGGCUCGGUGGGAGAGCGAGUUCACUCCGGCAUUUCAAGACUCGCUCGUCAAUAUCGAUGCAACGUACAACCAUACCUGUUUCGGUGACACUACCAGUUCACAUCCCGAAGCCAACUACUUUGACGGAUACGAAGCUCUCGAUUUCGCCAGGACCUUUUGCGAAGACAUCGUGGCUCACCGCGAAGAAGGAAAUGACCUGCCAUCAACUGUACGCGCUGCGCUAUGGACGAAGAACUUUACUAGGCAAUAUACACUGAAGAAGACUAAUCCUGGUAUGCAUUUAGGUUUCGCCGUGACUGGUGAUCCUGCUUCCUACAUCGAAUCUCGAAACGCCGACUGGCUGUUCGAGGGGCCUGACAUAUCCGCGAACGUUGACCACUGUGUUUUAACCUACAAAGAUAUAAUCAGCCAUUGCGAUACCGACUCGACCAAAAGAAAAGGCGGCUCUCUCAAAUUAAACGAUAUAAUCUACGGCGUCCACACCAUCCCAAGCAAUCGAGAAAGUAGUGACCCCUGGAUAACAGACUACUCGUCUCUAGGCGAACUCGAAUGCGCAGACUACAACAUCACGAGCUACUGGCGUGUAGCGUCUUUUAACGAGAAGUUGCGGGCGGAGAGUCAUAGCCUUCUUGCCCCGCCCAUCGCCAUCACCGAUGCGGAUCGAUUGAGCAAGCUGUGUACGUGUUGGUACUCUGAGCAUCCUCUCACUGCGGAUAUGUUUUGCAAGGAUCCAGCUGGCUCGUGUGAGGAAUUGGCGAGGAAUGAUAAGAGAGUGGCAGCUGGUUGGAAGGAGUUUGUUUGUUGAUCGUGAAGGCUAGAGUAUAUGUAGGG